GUGUAAUGGGAGCUACAGGAGUACUUCUUUCUGCACUCUAUGUUGUCUUGUGCUUCCUCCAGAUGGUAACACUGAGUUCAGAACAAUUCAUAGUGACUGGCUUACAGAAGCCAGUCUUGGCACCAUUGGGUGGAAAUGUUGACCUGAGUUGUCAGUUGUUUCCACCACAAGAAGCACAGCAUAUGGAGAUUCGUUGGUUCCGGAAUCGCUAUACAGAGCCUGUGCAUCUGUACAAGAAUGGUAAAGAUCUGCAUGGAGAAACUAUCCCCAAGUAUGUGGAGCGAACUGAACUCCUGAAAGAUGCCAUUGAAGAGGGGAAAGUGACACUCAGGAUCUUUAAACUGACAGCUGAUGAUGAUGGGUCAUACCACUGUGUCUUCAAAGUUGGAGAGUUCUAUGAAGAGCACAUCACAGAGGUCAAGGUCACAGCUACAAGCUCAGACAUACAGAUUCUCAUGCAUCCCCCUAAUACUAAAGGUGUGAUGUUGGAGUGUCAUUCAGGAGGUUGGUUCCCACAGCCUCAUAUAGAAUGGAGAGACAGCAAGGGAAAAGUCAUUCCAGCUACAUCAAAAGCCCAUUCACAGGAUGAAACCAAAUUGUUCAACAUGACAAUCGCCCUUCUUAUUGAAGCCAGCUCCCAUAGAAAUGUCACUUGCUAUCUUCAAAACCUUAUAACUCAUCAAGAAGAAAGCCUAAGUAUUGUCCUAUCAGGUAAAAUGUGUGUUAGUUCUUCAUUAACAGUCAUUGUCACAUGUACUUCUUAUUAGAUUCUUCCUUGACUUGAUUUCUAAAGACUUAAUUUUUCUAGACCUUACUCCCCACUUAGUUUGUCUCCUACUUUCUUUGGUGUACUUAUUUGCCGACUCUAUAUCUUGGACUAUUAUAGUUUGCAUUUCUGUUGUGAUAAAACAUCAUGAUCAUAAACAAGUUGGGGUAGAGAGUCUAUUUGAAUUAUACUGUUACAUCAUAGUUCAUCACCGAGGGAAGCCAAUAUAGGAGCUCAAAGUAAAACUUGGAGGCAGAAACUAGAAACCUCAGAGGAACACUGCUCACUGGCUUUCUCUCCAUGGAUUUCUC
Arvicanthis niloticus (Nile rat) is the source of this 1077-nucleotide messenger RNA. Its product is annotated as selection and upkeep of intraepithelial T-cells protein 2-like. Gene Ontology annotation, biological process: regulation of cytokine production; T cell receptor signaling pathway. The record is from RefSeq and is a predicted model, not a curated record. Gene Ontology annotation, cellular component: external side of plasma membrane. NCBI's taxonomy places the organism in Eukaryota, Metazoa, Chordata, Mammalia, Rodentia, Muridae. Gene Ontology annotation, molecular function: signaling receptor binding.